This is a messenger RNA of Aplysia californica (California sea hare), 3480 nucleotides long. RefSeq lists its product as uncharacterized. The transcript has 17 exons. Lineage: Eukaryota; Metazoa; Mollusca; Gastropoda; Aplysiida; Aplysiidae. The record is from RefSeq and is a predicted model, not a curated record. The annotation marks the transcript as partial.
AACGGCUUGUGUCCUUUUCCAGAUGUUAUUUGCAAUGUGCCCAUGAAUGUGGAUGUGGUUAGCCUGAUGCCAAAUAGACUGAUGACAGCAUCCAGCGAUCAAGGCACAGGAACUCUGCCCAGUGAUGGACGUAUGCAAAAUCCAGUCAACUCUUGGCAACCAGAUGACAACGAUAAAAACCCAUGGCAUCAAGUAGAUUUCCAGACAGCCCAGAACUUGUCAGGUAUCUUGACUCAAGGAAGCCCAUCUUCAGAGAAGUGGGUGUACACCUUCACAGUGAGCACCAGCAAUGAUGGAAUCAACUUUGAAACCAUCAAGGAUGAUCAAGGGCAGGAGGUUACCUAUUAUGGUAACACUGACAGGAAUACCUUGGCCAGAAACUACUUCCCCAGAGUGACUGUAGCCCGCUACGUGCGAGUGAGUCCAAAGACGUGGGCUGCAGGUGGACCUGCCUUGAGGGUGAAUUACAUCGGUUGCUUUUUCUCGGAUGUUUCCACACCGAGGCCGACAGUGCCAUUUGUUCAACCACCAACUGGUCCCACAGGCAUUCCAACGGUGUCGUCAACCUGGCCGUCCUCCUGGUCAUCGAUACCCACCUCCCCUACAGUGGCUCCCCCUACACCGUUUACACUGGUGCCUAAUGUUAUUUGCAAUGUGCCCAUGAAUGUGGAUGUGGUUAGCCUGAUGCCAAAUAGGCUGAUGACAGCAUCUAGCGAUCAAGGCACAGGAACUCUGCCCAGUGAUGGACGUAUGCAAAAUCCAGUCUACUCUUGGCAACCAGAUGACAACGAUAAAAACCCAUGGCAUCAAGUAGAUUUCCAGACAGCCCAGAACUUGUCAGGUAUCUUGACUCAAGGAAGCCCAUCUUCAGAGAAGUGGGUGUACACCUUCACAGUGAGCACCAGCAAUGAUGGAAUCAACUUUGAAACUAUCAAGGAUGAUCAAGGGCAGGAGGUUACCUAUUAUGGUAACACUGACAGGAAUACCUUGGCCAGAAACUACUUUCCCAGAGUGACUGUAGCCCGCUACGUGCGAGUGAGUCCAAAGACGUGGGCUGCAGGUGGACCUGCCUUGAGGGUGAAUUACAUCGGUUGCUUUUUCUCGGAUGUUUCCACACCGAGGCCGACAGUGCCAUUUGUUCAACCACCAACUGGUCCCACAGGCAUUCCAACGGUGUCGUCAACCUGGCCGUCCUCCUGGUCAUCGAUACCCACCUCCCCUACAGUGGCUCCCCCUACACCGUUUACACUGGUGCCUAAUGUUAUUUGCAAUGUGCCCAUGAAUGUGGAUGUGGUUAGCCUGAUGCCAAAUAGACUGAUGACAGCAUCUAGCGAUCAAGGCACAGGAACUCUGCCCAGUGAUGGACGUAUGCAAAAUCCAGUCUACUCUUGGCAACCAGAUGAAAACGAUAAAAACCCAUGGCAUCAAGUAGAUUUCCAGACAGCCCAGAACUUGUCAGGUAUCUUGACUCAAGGAAGCCCAUCUUCAGAGAAGUGGGUAUACACCUUCACAGUGAGCACCAGCAAUGAUGGAAUCAACUUUGAAACCAUCAAGGAUGAUCAAGGGCAGGAGGUUACCUAUUAUGGUAACACUGACAGGAAUACCUUGGCCAGAAACUACUUCCCCAGAGUGACUGUAGCCCGCUACGUGCGAGUGAAUCCAAAGACGUGGGCUGCAGGCGGACCUGCCUUGAGGGUGAAUUACAUCGGUUGCUUUUUCUCGGAUGUUUCCACACCGAGGCCGACAGUUUCAUUUGUUCAACCACCAACUGGUCCCACAGGCAUCCCAACGGUGUCGUCAACCUGGCCGUCCUCCUGGUCAUCGAUACCCACCUCCCCUACAGUGGCUCCCCCUACACCAUUUACACUGGUGCCUAAUGUUAUUUGCAACGUGCCCAUGAAUGUGGAUGUGGUUAGCCUAAUGCCAAAUAGGCUGCUGACAGCAUCUAGCGAUCAAGGCACAGGAACUCUGCCCAGUGAUGGACGUAUGCAAAAUCCAGUCUACUCUUGGCAACCAGAUGACAAUGACAAAAACCCAUGGCAUCAAGUAGAUUUCCAGACAGCACAGAACUUGUCAGGUAUCUUGACUCAAGGAAGCCCAUCUUCAGAGAAGUGGGUGUACACCUUCACAGUGAGCACCAGCAAUGAUGGAAUCAACUUUGAAACCAUCAAGGAUGAUCAAGGGCAGGAGGUUACCUAUUAUGGCAACACUGACAGGAAUACCAUGGCCAGAAACUACUUCCCCAGAGUGACUGUAGCCCGCUACGUGCGAGUGAAUCCAAAGACAUGGGCUGCAGGCGGACCUGCCUUGAGGGUGAAUUACAUCGGUUGCUUUUUCUCGGAUGUUUCCACACCGAGGCCGACAGUGCCAUUUGUUCAACCACCAACUGGUCCCACAGGCAUCCCAACGGUGUCGUCAACCUGGCCGUCCUCCUGGUCAUCGAUACCCACCUCCCCUACAGUGGCUCCCCCUACACCGUUUACACUGGUGCCUAAUGUUAUUUGCAACGUGCCCAUGAAUGUGGAUGUGGUUAGCCUAAUGCCAAAUAGGCUGCUGACAGCAUCGAGCGAUCAAGGCACAGGAACUCUGCCCAGUGAUGGACGUAUGCAAAAUCCAGUCUACUCUUGGCAACCAGAUGACAAUGACAAAAACCCAUGGCAUCAAGUAGAUUUCCAGACAGCACAGAACUUGUCAGGUAUCUUGACUCAAGGAAGCCCAUCUUCAGAGAAGUGGGUGUACACCUUCACAGUGAGCACCAGCAAUGAUGGAAUCAACUUUGAAACCAUCAAGGAUGAUCAAGGGCAGGAGGUUACCUAUUAUGGCAACACUGACAGGAAUACCUUGGCCAGAAACUACUUUCCCAGAGUGACUGUAGCCCGCUACGUGCGAGUGAAUCCAAAGACGUGGGCUGCAGGUGGACCUGCCUUGAGGGUGAAUUACAUCGGUUGCUUUUUCUCGGAUGUUUCCACACCGAGGCCGACAGUGCCAUUUGUUCAACCACCAACUGGUCCCACAGGCAUCCCAACGGUGUCGUCAACCUGGCCGUCUUCCUGGUCAUCGAUACCCACCUCCCCUACAGUGGCUCCCCCUACACCGUUUACACUGGUGCCUAAUGUUAUUUGCAACGUGCCCAUGAAUGUGGAUGUGGUUAGCCUCAUGCCAAAUAGGCUGCUGACAGCAUCUAGCGAUCAAGGCACAGGAACUCUGCCCAGUGAUGGACGUAUGCAAAAUCCAGUCUACUCUUGGCAACCAGAUGACAAUGACAAAAACCCAUGGCAUCAAGUAGAUUUCCAGACAGCACAGAACUUGUCAGGUAUCUUGACUCAAGGAAGCCCAUCUUCAGAGAAGUGGGUGUACACCUUCACAGUGAGCACCAGCAAUGAUGGAAUCAACUUUGAAACCAUCAAGGAUGAUCAAGGGCAGGAGGUUACCUAUUAUGGCAACACUGACAGGAAUACCUUGGCCAGAAACUACUUCCCC